Caenorhabditis bovis is the source of this 1938-nucleotide messenger RNA. The record is from the annotation of a GenBank genome assembly. Lineage: Eukaryota; Metazoa; Nematoda; Chromadorea; Rhabditida; Rhabditidae.
AUGCCAUUUGAUUCCGAAUAUUAUCUACCAGUGCCCAAACUGAGUAUCUCGCAGCGAAGAAGCAGCGAUGGCUAUUUGAACACCAAGGACUUUCUUUCGAAUAAUGAGGAUGUCAAAACAGCCGAAUACGAAAUGACAAGAAGAAGAGUGUCCGUUCUUGCCGAUAUCGAAAUCGAAGAUCAUUAUCAUCACCAACAGCAGCAGCAGCAGCAGCAGCAGCAGCAACGGAAUCCCGAACGACGCAGAAGCCGAUCGAUGGUCCGCGGCGGAAAACCGCUGAAACGUGCUUCCAGUCCACGACCGAUCGUCUUUCAGCAUCAUCCGCUAUCGAAAUGGCGAAAUGACGAAAGCACUUCGAUAUCUUCUGCGGAAUCCGCUUUAGAAGAAAUUCACGAACCGAAAAAGAAAGGAGCAAAGUUCGAAUGGCUUCGAAGAGAGCUCAAGCAUUUUAUUGAUGACGUCAUCGAUGCCUUCGAAUCAGGAGCUCCGUCGAUUCAGGAGUGCGAGCAAGACAACGACAAAUUGUCGGCGAUGCAGCUUCGAAAGGACAUCAAGAGAUUCUUUUCCGCUGUCACACCUUAUUUGGAAGUUUUCGCGGCGCUUUAUGAUUUGAUCAUGUGGAAGAAUCCGUUGUCGACGUUGCUCUUUGUUCUCGUCUUCGUGUAUUCGUUGUUCCGCGGAUGGACUGCAAGCUUGUUCUUCCUUCUACUCCUGUGCCAACUCUCCAUCAACUAUCUCUCAUAUGUCAAAAAUAUCGAUAUUGGAUUGAUGUUCCUGCCUCGCAAGCAGGUCGUUCUCCCAAAAUUCGACAUAAGCGGAGCCCAACUCAUUUUUGACAUCGCGAAACUCGCGCAGAAGCUUCUCCGAUUUGCGACAAAUAUUCUCGAAAAGCUUGAAAGUCUGCUCACCUGGAAAAGCAUUCGCGUCUCUCGCGUAUUCUAUUGUCUCGUCGUCUACUGGCUCGCCUGGACUGUUUUGUUCACAUUUGGCACCUGUGCCGGAUAUACCGUACUCGCUCUGGGGGUCCGCAUUUUCAUCACCACAUAUCUGUUCGAUCGAUUCCCGAGACUACGAAAACGAUUCGACACAUAUGGCUAUUUCUAUCGUAAUCUUCCAUUACGCUCGCCAAAUCUUCGAGUUGCAUCUCAUUCAAACAGCUCGCGAUCCGAGCCGCGAGAUGCCGACAAUGGAGAUCGUUGUUCUUCUCCGCCAAGCAAUAGCCGACGUUCAACAUUCCAUGGCGAGAAAUUCUCGUCGCGUCUCGGAAGCAAUUUCAAUUUGGAUCAAAGUGCAGCUGUUAGUCUUCUUCUCGGAAACCAACACAAGGCGAUCCAUUCGCCUUCGAAUUCUAUUGCUAUCGACGCUUCAAAAAAUAUUGAAGAGCAACUGAAUUCGUCGGAAAUCACCGAACCAUCGAGCACCGAUCGGUCUUCUCAACAUACGGCGACUUCAUUGAACGGAGACGUGAUCACGAUACAUUCGGAGCCGAGCAGCUCACGAUACCGAUCACACAGCUCCUCAAUAAGCGAUGAUGAAGAUGAUGAUGAGCAGAGUUUCUCGAGCCAUGCGGACCCUAUAAUUGACAAUGUUAUCGCAUUUAGAAGUUGUGUGAUGAACGAGAGGGAGAAGAUGUUCCCAAUGGGAAUUACGUCUGGAAUCCUCUACCUCACUGAUGCGGCUCUCGUGUUUCGUUCUCGACACACCGCCGACAAUAAGGACCAGAUAAUGAUGCUAUUUCAUGACAUCAAGUAUAUCAAAAAAGCGCAAUCGCUUCGCUCGAUGUCACUGAUCACCGGAACGCGGAAAAGCCUCGAAAUCGGCAUUGAAGGACGAAGAAAGCCUCUCUCAUUUAUCGGUCUUGCGAAGCGCGACGACUUCGUCACCAGGAUUCAGCUGAUGUGUCGAAACGCUGGAGCAACCGUCGAAUUCACCGAGUGA